AUGUCUGAUCAAGUGUGGAAUUCAUUAGAUCGCACAAACCUCCACAAAACACAAGACAAAUACACAAUGGCCGGUCUCCUCGGAAACGUAACCAAAACCGCCGACCAAGCCCUCAGCGGCGGCGAAGAGCAACAAGGCCAAGGCGGGCUUCUAGGCGGCGUCGGCAAGACAGUAGACGGUGCUGGCAAUGCAGUUGGGCAGACGGUAGAUGGCGCGGGCGGUGCCGUGGGACAGACGACGAAGGGCGUGGGGAAUGCGGCGGGACAGACGACGCAGGGUGUUGGGAACACGGUAGGGGGAGCGACGGAUCAGGUGGGGGGAAAGUAG
This is a messenger RNA of Lachnellula hyalina, 327 nucleotides long. RefSeq lists its product as uncharacterized. NCBI's taxonomy places the organism in Eukaryota, Fungi, Ascomycota, Leotiomycetes, Helotiales, Lachnaceae. The coding region runs from base 1 to 327 and encodes 108 amino acids. The transcript has 2 exons. The record is from RefSeq and is a predicted model, not a curated record.